AUGCCAUCAACUCCCUUUGUCAGCCUGUUUCCAAAGAAAUAUGCUUCCAUGCCCGAUGGAGGCAAAAAGAAAAAGAAGAAUCGCUUCUUUCCUUCCUUCAAGAAGAAGGUCAAAAACCAUGAGGUGCUGAUUGAGACGGUCAACGAAGACAGCUCGACUGUGGCUCUUUCCCAGCUCUCUUCGAAUCCUCCUUCUCCGGCUCGCACCAGCAGUGACGCAGUGGAAGAUCCUCCAUUGUGGACCUCCUUUGAUGAUAAUGGUUUUCACGAGGAUGAGACCAACGAUUCUUCCGACCUUCUCAUCUUCACUUCGGCUUCCAACGAUACCGAUGACCCACCGCUGCAUGUACUUGCUGCACAGCCACUGACUCCAACUAUAAGUUCCCUCAGUGAGCACGGAAGCAUCUUUCACUCGCCGCAACGAAAGACCAAAAUGCCAAAAGCACUGGCGCCCAAGCAAAAACAAGAAGAACACAAGCCAAAGGCAGAUGAAACGAGUCCCAAGCAAGACUACACGUCAAUGCCCAUUGAUUUGGACACCUAUGAUGAAUGGCACGAUGAUGAAUCGCAUUGGGUUGAAUUUGUGGACGAACGCAAAGACCAAUCGGACUGGGGAGGAUGGACUGCUGAUAUCGUCGAUUGGGGGCAUGCACCCAUGGAUGAAUUGGCGGAACUCCCAGUCAUCUCCACAACCAACAGUUUUGAAUAUGGUCCCAAGGAUACCAGUGAUGAAGCUAGCUUAGAUCCAUCCACUGUUUCAUUUUCAUCAGCUCCGCUCAGUUCCAUGAUUGUCCAUGAAACCUCAACGGGUGAUGUGGAAGUAUGCGAUCCUGAAUGCCCUCUUCGAUUCUUUCCGAAUGGAAAUGAGGACGGCAACGAAGAACCACCCGAGAACACUCCUGGAUAUCCAUUCGUUAGUGAUGGUGAUGAAGAAGAGCCAGCAGCACAACAAAGGCCUUCCAAAUCUUCCAAUCGUCGCCAAAGGACUUCUCAACAACAGCAAACGCAAAGCAGCAGUAUGUUUUCUUCCUUGUCCUAUUACCAGGACCAAUUUGCUGCCAAAUUCAAGCCUUCCGAAGAAAGUCGUGAGCACAUGGCCCACCGGCUACACAAUGAUACCUUGGCCCUCAUUGGAAGUGUUUCCGAAAAGUUGCACACCUGGGACUCUGAAGCCCGUCAACGAUUCCAAAGCAGCAACAACAACAACAGCAAGACGCGUGAGCAACCAGUGCAACCACAGAAUGAUGAAAUCAGCAUUGCCACCUCGGCUUCAAUCGAGACUCGAAAGAAGGGCAACACUUCCUACUUUUCAUCAGACGCUUUCAACUAUUCUUCCACCAUGUUUGAUGGUGGCUGCAACUUUAUCGAACCCUUUCUUCGGUAUGGACAAGCGGAAGUGUGA
Molecule: messenger RNA, 1401 nt
Organism: Cylindrotheca closterium
Lineage: Eukaryota; Bacillariophyta; Bacillariophyceae; Bacillariales; Bacillariaceae
Source: the annotation of a GenBank genome assembly